Molecule: messenger RNA, 3523 nt
Organism: Theobroma umbraticum
Lineage: Eukaryota; Viridiplantae; Streptophyta; Magnoliopsida; Malvales; Malvaceae
Gene: SIZ1
Product: DNA-binding protein with MIZ/SP-RING zinc finger, PHD-finger and SAP domain-containing protein
Biological process (GO): protein sumoylation
Cellular component (GO): chromatin
Molecular function (GO): zinc ion binding; SUMO ligase activity
Source: RefSeq, a predicted model, not a curated record
AUAUGAAAAAGAAAAAAGCACAGGGAGGCGUGUAUUACAAACCAACACGCAACUUCACCGAAACUAAACCCGGACGUGUUCCCCGUCAAAAAACCGGAUUUGAUAAUCGGCGAUAAGUCCGGCUACUUUUGUAAUUUUAUUUUGAAAGGAUUGGUUCCUUCUGGUUGGGUCUCUUUGGUCAAAAAAGGAAAAAAAAAACAAAAAAGAGAAAGAGAAGUCGGCGUCCUCCACAGUCUGAACCCUAUUUCCCCGAUUUCUCUUCCAUUUUUCAAAUUUUCCAUUUACUUUUUCCUGUCCUUUCAUUUUUAAUCAAUAAUCAGAAAAACCCUAUUGUAAACUGAACAUGGAUUUGGUGGCCAGUUGCAAGGAUAAAUUGGCGUAUUUUCGAAUAAAAGAACUCAAGGAUGUUCUCACUCAAUUGGGUCUUUCAAAGCAAGGGAAGAAGCAGGACCUUGUUGAGAGGAUAUUAGGUGCUCUCUCUGAUGAACAAGUUGCAAAGAUGUGGGCAAAAAGGACUCCUGUUGGAAAGGAAGAUGUGGCGAAACUAGUCGAUGACAUAUACAGAAAGAUGCAGGUUUCUGGAGCCACUGAAUUGGCAUCAAAGGGACAGGGUGUGUCAGACAGCAGUAAUGUAAAAGUUAAAGGGGAAAUAGAUGAUCCCUUUCAAUCAGAUAUGAAAGUUCGUUGUCCCUGUGGAAGUUCAUUGGAGACUGAGAGCAUUAUUAAGUGCGAAGGUCCAAGAUGUCAAGUGUGGCAACAUACUCGUUGCGUUAUAAUUCCAGAGAAGACUAUGGAGGGGAAUCUGCUAGUUCCUGAUUUAUUUUAUUGUGAGAUUUGUCGGCUGAGCAGAGCUGAUCCUUUUUGGAUUACUAUUGCGCACCCUUUAUAUCCAGUGAAGUUGGCUGUUACAAAUAUCCCAAAUGAUGGUACAAAUCCAGUCCUAAAUGCGGAGAAAACAUUCCAAAUCACUAGGGCAGACAAGGACUUAUUGACAAAACAAGAGUAUGAUGUCCAGGCAUGGUGCAUGCUUCUGAAUGACAAAGUUCCAUUCAGGAUGCAGUGGCCUCAAUAUGCAGAUUUGCAAGUUAAUGGCUUACCUGUUCGUGCUAUUAAUAGACCUGGCUCACAGUUGCUUGGGGCUAAUGGCCGUGAUGAUGGUCCGAUUAUAACUCCAUGUACUAAAGAUGGAAUUAAUAAGAUAACUUUGACUGGAUGUGAUGCUCGCGUAUUCUGUUUUGGAGUUAGAAUUGUUAAACGGCGAACUGUUCAACAGGUACUUAACAUGAUUCCCAAGGAGACUGAUGGUGAACGUUUUGAAGAUGCUCUUGCUCGUGUUUGUCGUUGUGUUGGUGGUGGAACUGCAACCGACAAUGGUGAUAGUGACAGUGAUCUAGAAGUUGUGGCAGAUUUUUUUGGAGUCAACCUACGUUGCCCUAUGAGUGGUUCAAGAAUGAAGGUGGCUGGAAGGUUUAAACCUUGUGUCCACAUGGGUUGUUUUGAUCUUGAAGUUUUUGUGGAGCUGAACCAACGUUCUAGGAAGUGGCAGUGCCCAAUUUGUCUGAAGAACUACUCAUUGGAGAACAUUAUAAUUGAUCCUUAUUUUAAUCGCAUAACAUCCAAGAUGAGAAAUUGUGGAGAAGAUAUUACUGAGAUUGAGGUCAAGCCUGAUGGUUCUUGGCGUGCAAAGGCUAAAAGUGAAAAUGAGCGUAGAGAACUUGGUGAUCUUGCACAAUGGCAUUCUCCUGAUGGUACUCUAUGUGUCCCUGGCAGUGCAGAGGUUAAGCCAAGAGCCGAAACGUCGAAGCAGCAGAUCAAACUUGAAGGUGCUUCAGAAGGUCAUACAGGUUUGAAACUUGGAAUCAAGAAGAAUAGCAAUGGGGUGUGGGAAGUUAGCAAGCCUGAAGAUAUGAACACAUCUUCUGGUAGUAGAUUACAAGAUAGAUUUGAACAUCAUGAGCAGAAAAUUAUUCCAAUGAGCAGCAGUGCAACUGGAAGUGUUAAGGAUGGUGAAGAUCCCAGUGUAAAUCAGGAUGGUGGUGGGACUUACGACUUUACAAGCAAUGGGAUUGAACUUGAUUCCAUGCCUCUGAACAUAGAUUCGGCAUAUGAAUUUACAGACCGAAAUCUAUCUGCACCCAUGGGAAAUGCAGAAGUUAUUGUUCUUAGUGAUUCGGAUGAAGAGAAUGACAUAUUGGUAUCUUCUGCAACUCCCUAUAAGGAUAAUCAAAAUGAUGCUUCUGGACUUAAUUUUCCAGUGGCUCCUGGAAUUUCUCAUCCAUAUUCAGAAGAUCCAGCUCUUGGGCCUGCUGGUAAUUUGGGUCUUUUUCCUACUAAUGAUGAAUUUGACAUGGGUCUGUGGUCAUUACCUUCAGGACCCUCAGAAGGCUCCGGGUUUCAACUGUUUAGUACAAAUGCAGAUGUCUCAGAUGCCUUAGUUGAUCUGCAGCGUAAUGCUCUCAAUUGUGCUCAAUCAAUGAAUGGUUAUACAUUGGCUCCAGAUGCAACAAUGGGAUCUGCAAAUCUGGUCCCUGGUUCUUCCAUUGGUCAGACUGAUACAGAUAUAAAUAAUAGCUUGGUUGACAAUCCCUUGUUUGGUACAGAAGAUCCCUCUCUUCAGAUAUUUCUGCCAACUCGUCCUUCAGAUGCAUCAGCACAGUCUGAUUUGAGAGAUCAAGCUGAUGUAUCAAAUGGCAUCCGUACUGAUGAUUGGAUUUCACUUAGGCUUGGAGAUGGUGCAACUGGUGGUCAUGGGGACUCGACAACAGUGAAUGGAUUGAAUUCAAGGCAGCAGAUAUCUUCCAGAGAACGUACUAUGGAUUCUUUGGCGGACACCGCUUCUCUGCUGCUUGGUAUGAACGACAGUAGAUCUGAGAAGUCUAGUAGGCAAAGAUCCGAGAGCCCUUUUCUAUUUCGGCGGCAAAAACGUUCUGUAAGACAGAGAUUAUAUCUUUCUAUUGACUCAGACUCUGAGUAAUUGGACUUGUUUGCUGAAAGUUACUGGCCCUCCUCACUUUGUGAAUUUUUGGGGAAUACAAGGCAUCUCAUGGAGAAAUUUGGUGAUCACUCGUGACUGGCAUGCCAGUGGACGUGAAGCGGAAAUUUCGAAAAGGAGCACAGCUUAAGGUAAGAAUGGCUGCAAGGGAACUGUCCUAUCUCCGAUGGUCUUUGAGCUGGCAACUGCAGAAGUUUUUUGUUAAAGAGGGUGAGCUUGGGGCGUUAUGCCUGUUAGUGUUGUCUGCACACUCGACGAAGCUCUACUUGUAACAGGGUUGUUACAAGCAACUUCCACCACAGUUAAAACACAGAUGAGCAGGUCCGAUUGAAUUUGUACAGUUAAGUCAUUUAGUCCGAGAAUUGGAAUUACAUCCAUUGUUUCAAAACCUUUGGAUGCAUUGCAGUGGGGAAACAACCCUGAAGUAACACAAGGAUCCACCAUUUUGACUCUUGGUUUAAGAUGAGAUCAAAUAACCUGUAAAUUCACUCAAAAUUCAGUUACUUAAUAGAGAAAUGCUAUAUUAUCAAA